UGCCCGUGUGAUCAGUGUACGCAACACAGUCCGUGCGCGCAGAAGGUGAUCGUCCCGUUUGCGGACCGUUCGCCACCCGUCUCUCCCUUUUUUUUUUUGGUACUACUACGCCGCUCCGCUUUCCGUCGCGUUUUCAUCGCCGCGUUUUAGUGAUCGUGCAAGUCUUUGCAACUCAUUUUCCAGCAAUGCACAGCCAGUUUAAAAGAAUUGUUGUGUGAUUUUUUGUUUUGUUUUUGCCUUCGCGCGCAGUAAUCGAGUGAGAUCUACACCGACGACAGGCGCGUUGUGUUACAUGAUCGGGCCAGCAAUGCACGCGUGAUCAAUAAUACCUUCCCGAAAAAAAGUACGCCAAAACACACGUCCGUGAGUGAGAUAGUGAGUGUGUGUGUGUGUGCGUGGAGAGGAAAAAGUCCUCCAUAAUUUUUGAGUGAAUUUUGCGUAACACAAAUUCCAGCAUCGUCGUCGUCGCCACCAUCGUGGUGUCGUGCAAGUCGGAUCGAUCGCCCGAGAGAGCCACUUCGCGGGUGUAUGUGUGUGUAUGUGUGCGCCUAUCCGUGAAAUAUAGUGUGUCCCGUAGACCGUAGUGCCAACAUCGAAGGGGGUGCAGUGGCAGCGGUAGUAGAGGUAGUAGACAACGAGGACGACCAUGAAACAGGCAAAUGGUCGAGUGUUCGAUCGGAAUAAAGCCACCGCGUACAGCAGCCGGAAGUGAGGUGAGGAGGGAAGGGAACGACGAGGAGCUCGUUUGCACGAAAGCCUGCGGGAGUCCCCGCCAGCGGGAGCGGAACCGACCAGCCGCAGCACCAACCGCGUCCGUCGAGAUCCGUCCGACGUGAGGGAAGCGAGACGAUUUGCUGAGCGCGCCCCCGUGUGCCGUGCGCCCCUUCAUGGCCAACUUAUGCAAAAAGGUAACUAAUAACUAAUGAGAAUUGAUGAGGAGCCUGAAUUAUGCUGCAAUUAGUCGAACCCUCGAAACGGAAGCAAGAUAUCUCCGUCGGCGUGAUUUGGGACGAUAUGAAAAUCAAGACAUAAAACGUAUGCGGCGACGAUCCAGAAUGAAGGUUCUAAAGAUACUGCAGUCCUUUUCGCAAGGGACGUUCAUAGCGUUUUUGCUGCUUUUCUUCGGCGUGAACUGUAUGGGUGAACCGGGGUACCUUGACUUUGAUAAUCUUCCGGAGACUAAUUUUACCUGCGCCGGCAAAGUGAUCGGAGGAUACUAUGCCGAUCUGGAAGCGUCCUGCCAGAUGUUUCACGUGUGCACCAUCGGGCAGGGGGACGAGCCGAUGGACAUCAAGUUCCUGUGCCUGAACGGGACGGUGUUCGACCAGGAGACGCGCGUUUGCGAGCGCGUCGACGAGGUCGAUUGCUCCAAGUCGGAGAAGUUUUACUAUCUCAAUCUGGAGCUGUACGGUAACACCAUCAUACCUUCACCAGAUGAUGGCAGCUCGGAGGAAGAGAGCGAAGGAAGCGAUUCCUCAUCUACCACCAGCACGACGACUACAACUACUACCACGACGACCACCACUACGCCCAAGCCGCCAGCGACGACCACCCCAUCCAGACGGUUCGUUUUCAACAACGGCAACAGCAAGGGCUUCACACAGCCCAUCUCAUCCUCCACGAUCGCGACACCGACGCACGCGUUCUCGAGCACCUCCGGCAAACCCCCGUCGGACGAGGAGGACUACGAGUAUGAGGACGAGGAGUACCCGGACGACAGCAAGUCCGCCGAUCAGGAUUCGGUCGUCGUGCCCGCCCUGGAGGAAGGCGGCAGCUUCUCGCCGCAGCAGUUCACGCUGCAGCAACAGCAGCAGGGCAAUCAACCAAAAACGGAACCGCCAACCAAAGCCGGUGGCGUCAAGCCGGCCGUUUCCUUCCAGCAGCAGCACUUCCAGAACGGGGGCACGCUGGCCGUUACAAACUCGCACGUGACGGUCACCACCCACACCACGAGCAAUGGUGGAGGUGUCAGCGGCGGUCCACCUUCUAGUAACGGUGAUAAUGGUGGAGCUACACCGCCCGCCGGCAGUGGCACGAAGCCCAAAGCCCAACCGUCGCAACCUCCGCUGACACACAAACAGAAGCAACAGCUGGAGCAUCAGCGGCGCCAGCAGCAGGAGCAGCUACUCCAACAGCAAGCCAUCACCAAGCAGCACGAGGAGCUGCAGAAACGCCAACAGGAGGCGGCCGUCAAGCAGCAGCAGAAAGCACUGCAGCAGCAGCAGAAGCAGGUCCAGCAGCACGAAGCCGAGAUCAAGAACCAUCAGGCACUGUUACUACUGCACACGCAGAAGAUUAACCGACAGCAGCAGAAGCAACAGAAUGUAGCCUCGUCCGCAGCACCACCCGCCACGCAGCGUUUACCGUUCGCGACCGGGGCUGGUGCGAGCGGAUUUGGAUCGAAUCAGCAACAGCAGCAGCAGCAGCAGCAGCAACAAACACAAGCACCAAAGAGAAUACCGCUGCUUGCCUCAUCGUCACCGCUAGCGCUGCCUUCGCCUGCCUCCCCGCUGACACCGUUCCGCUUGAGGGCUCAGGGUUUCAAGCUACCACAGUCGGUGGCUCCUCAAAUGUCACCCCAGCAGCGGCAGGAUAUACUACGCCAGCAACAGCAACAGCAGCAGCAGCAACACCAUCAACAUCAUCACCAGCAGCAGCAGCAGGAGGAACGCUUCGAAGGAUACCGAAGACAACCACCGCCUCAGUAUCCGGUUCGUUUUCAGGUACCGCUGCAUCUACCCUUCGAGCAGCAGCUGCGCAAUCAGAAGGACAUCUCGCUACAGUUCGACCCGGACGUAGAGGAUCUGACGCAGAUCCCCCAGCACAAGGAGCUGAAGCGUUCGGAUCCACCCUUCCACCAGCAUCACGGCAAGGGGACGACGACGGCCAGCAAGGAGCAAACGCCGAUCGCCACCGGUGAGCGUAAGGCGGACAGUGGACACCAAUCGCAAGCUGAGCAGGAGCAACAGCAGGACCCGGUGGUAGAGUACGAGUAUGACGAGGAUUACAGUUCCGAGGCGGAUGAGUCGGAGCAGGGCAAUCCUACCCUAGAUAGCGUUAAGUCAAACACCAAUAGUGAAUUUGUUAUCGCCAAGAAUGCAUCGCCCGGCAAGACGGGUGAGGAUCGCUACCAGAAGGAGCACGGCACGGCCGUGUCGAGAAGUGAUAGCGAGCGAACUAAUACUAAUCCUAGCGCAAAUAGUUCUAGCAGUAAUAGAGUGACUAGUAAUAAGAGUAGUAGCAGCAGCAGUAAUAGUGGUAGUAGCGUUAGUAGUAACGAUCGUAGCUCUAAGAAACUCCCGAGCGGAGGAGGUGGUGGUACCGUCACCACCAGCAACACUAGUAGGUUUAUCAUCAACAAUGAGCACCACAAGAGCAGCAGCAGUUCGCCACCGCGCGUCCAGCCGUCGGCCCGGGUCGGUGUUUCGCCGGUAACGCCCGGCCAUCCGAAGGUGAUCGUCACCACCAGUACCUCCAUCCGGGACAAUCACGGCCGUACGAUCAACUACUCGAUCACGAGCAAUGGUGGUUCCAUCUCGAGCACUGCCGCCAGCACGCCAUCGCAGCCCGGCACAACAGUGCGUCCGAAGCCGGGCACGGUCAAGGGGUACGACGAGUACAAGGAGAGUGACGUACUGAGCGAUCCGUUCUAUCUGGACGUGCCGCGCCAUCGUACCCGUACUAGGCGAUCGUUAAGGAACGUGGGAUCAACGGGUUCGCGCCGGAAGCGCUACAUACUGCUCGUUCCUCGUUUCAUGUAGUACAUCAGCCAGCGCGCAUGCUGAUGCGCAGUGCCGAUGCCUGUUCGUUUGGUGGUUUGCGCUUGUAAAUAUUUGAUCCAGCAGCUGAUGCCGAAAGCAAUACUCAUGCCCUUCCUUUCGCCCCCUUCUAUCUGAUUUAAGUCACGUGAUACAUAUGCUCUCCAUGCACUUCAUGCGCACCCUGUCUUCAGGUGAGCCCGGAUGUGUAUAUGAGUUUUCUAUUGGAGCAAAAAAAACGCAGAAGCACUCAAUAUUUCUCUCUCGGAGCUAUUAUUUUCCUUCUGUUUCCAUUUGAUUAGCUAAUUUAAUGUAAUGUUUUUUUUUCUCCAGCGCUAUUUUAAUUUAAUUCCCCAAGUAUCGAUAGUGCGAUCGAAUGAAGAAUGUGUAAUUGUGUACAGAGAGAGUAGCGGAGUAUUUUUGAUCUUUUUUUUAAAUUCAUUUUUCUGUCCUUGGAGAAAACUCUAUCUAUCCUUGCACCUGCAUACUUUCACCAGUUUCUUUUGUUUUUUUGUAAGUUAUAGUUAUUUUAUGGUUUCCUCUAGCAUAUAGGCAGCAAAAACGUUGUAAGAACGAAGUUAUGAUUAUCAGAACAAGAUUACAGCCGCAGUAAAAAAAAAUUAUACCUUCUUAUACUCAUCCCUAGCGAGUAGUUUUAGAAUCACAGACACACCUCGAUCUAUAUUGUACUAUGUUUUCCCUCCCUCUCAAGCAUCUAUCUCUCCAUCUAUCGCCUGAAAACCUUCCGCGUCCAACGAUGCCAAACUGAUGGAAGAAAAAUGGCUAGAAAAAAAACACCUAGAAAUCAAUCGAUGAAAAUCAUGUAAAAAUAAAGAAUAAAGCACACUGUUCCGAAUAGG
Anopheles arabiensis is the source of this 4618-nucleotide messenger RNA. Its product is annotated as transcription factor mef2A-like. The coding region runs from base 933 to 3761 and encodes 942 amino acids. Gene Ontology annotation, cellular component: extracellular region. The transcript is spliced from 8 exons. The record is from RefSeq and is a predicted model, not a curated record. Gene Ontology annotation, molecular function: chitin binding. Lineage: Eukaryota; Metazoa; Arthropoda; Insecta; Diptera; Culicidae.